Carica papaya (papaya) is the source of this 821-nucleotide messenger RNA. RefSeq lists its product as uncharacterized. The record is from RefSeq and is a predicted model, not a curated record. NCBI's taxonomy places the organism in Eukaryota, Viridiplantae, Streptophyta, Magnoliopsida, Brassicales, Caricaceae.
AGCUCAGAGACAAUCUCCGCCAUUUCUAUACUGAGACUAACUGAAGCGAACUAUAGCUUCAUAUCAUUUCUUUCGCUGUUUAACAGAAUCUGCAGAGGUAAAAAACAAACCCUUGACGAAAAAUGUCCAUAGCCAUAGCUUCAUCUCAACAGAGCUUCCUAUUUAACGCCGUUACUUUACCCCACAACAAACCCAAAACAAAGCUUCUCAACGCCGUCAACAUCGUCUACUGUGAACACCCACAAGACAACCACGAAAACUUCUCCAGGAAAAAUGAGAAUAAAUUGGCGAAGAUAGCGAUUGUGGCAAUUGCAGCUGGGGUGCUGACUCUGGGCUCAGUUGGGGAUGCAUCAGCCGCCAAGAGUGGUGGUAGAGUUGGUGGCCAAGCGUUCAGAUCAUCAGCUCCUCGUUCAUCUCCAAGAGUCAAUAACUAUUCCAGGACCAAUAUUUAUGUAAAUCCACCGGUUGCUCCUCCGUUAGUGGGAGGAUAUGGGUACGGGUUCGGUGUGCCAUUUUACGGAGGCUGGGGUUGGUCCCCGUUUUCAUUCUUUGCACCUGGUCCUAGUGUUGCCAUUGGCAUUGGAGGUGGUUUUGAAACCAUAGCUCUGUUCUUGUUUCUUGGUGCUGCAGCUGCUGUUGUGAGGAGAUUCCUUGGGUCCAGAGUUGAUCAAGAUGAUGAUUACUAGACAAUAUACAAAUAUAAGGAGAGAAGAAAAGAACAGUUUUUUAUACUCUUAGAAACUUUUGUUGGCUGUAAUUUCAAGAUCCAUUUUAUGUACUGCUUGUAAUUACUAUUUGAAUAAAACAUAUAAUUUAACCAA